This is a messenger RNA of Cottoperca gobio, 3414 nucleotides long. RefSeq names its product casein kinase 2, beta polypeptide (gene csnk2b). NCBI's taxonomy places the organism in Eukaryota, Metazoa, Chordata, Actinopteri, Perciformes, Bovichtidae. The record is from RefSeq and is a predicted model, not a curated record. Gene Ontology annotation, cellular component: protein kinase CK2 complex; cytoplasm. The transcript is spliced from 7 exons. Bases 166 to 813 code for a protein of 215 amino acids. Gene Ontology annotation, molecular function: protein kinase regulator activity.
CUCCAUCGGCGCUGUACGCUGCCUGUGAGUUUCUGGAGGACGAGGAAGAACCUGGAGGGUGAACUGGGAGCUGGUGUCCAUCUUAUUUACACCGGUGAGAUUGCUAAAUUUUUGCUCUGUCGGAUUUUUUAAGGAGUAUAGAAGUUCAAAGCCGGGUCUUCGGAGAUGAGCAGUUCAGAGGAAGUAUCAUGGAUCUCCUGGUUCUGUGGACUGAGGGGGAAUGAGUUUUUCUGUGAGGUGGAUGAAGACUACAUCCAGGACAAGUUCAACCUGACAGGGCUCAAUGAGCAGGUUCCUCACUACCGCCAGGCCCUAGACAUGAUCCUGGACCUUGAACCAGAUGAGGAGCUGGAGGACAAUCCCAACCAGAGUGACCUGAUUGAGCAGGCAGCUGAGAUGCUGUACGGCCUCAUCCACGCACGCUACAUCCUCACUAACCGAGGCAUCGCACAGAUGCUGGAGAAGUAUCAACAGGGAGAUUUUGGCUAUUGCCCUCGGGUCUAUUGUGAGAAUCAGCCUAUGCUUCCUAUUGGUCUGUCAGACAUCCCAGGAGAGGCCAUGGUGAAGCUGUACUGUCCUAAAUGUAUGGACGUAUACACGCCAAAGUCCUCCAGGCACCACCACACAGAUGGAGCAUAUUUUGGCACUGGCUUCCCCCACAUGCUCUUCAUGGUUCACCCUGAGUACAGGCCCAAGAGGCCCGCCAACCAGUUUGUCCCGAGGCUGUACGGGUUCAAGAUCCACCCCAUGGCCUACCAGCUGCAGCUGCAAGCCGCCUCCAGCUUCAAGAGCCCCGUCAAGGCCAUCCGCUAGAGCGUCCUGGACAAAGGAGGAGGAGGAAGAUUCGUAGAGAGAGAAGACAGGAAAGAAUUAUCAGAAGAGGAGGGGUCACCUGCAUUUAACAAAGCUUUUCAGGUGCCCCCUCCCCACCCUGAAGACUGUAUUAUUUUGGUUUAGAUUAGGGCAAAAAGUGUAAAGAUCUGAGUGUGAGCGAGAAAUAAAAACGCACAGCCAUGAUCAUAAUUACAAACAAACACAUGCACUCAUACAUGCAUAAAUACAUAAACGCAUCCACACACUUGGGAUUCCAUGCACGUACCUUACCAAACUCAUCAGUGCCAAAAACAGGAGGGUGAGGUAUGAGGAAGCUGAACGAUACAGGGGCUUAUAUAAUCAGUGGGUGGCAUUACUGGGAAGUUUUCCCCGUAGAAAGGUUUUUACGUCCAGGGCUGUUACGGAAAGCUGAAGAAAAGUGCAACGGCUGAGUCAGCGUUCGCCUCUGGCUCUGCAUUUGUUCUGUAUUUGGCACAGUUUGGUAAAGGGUGGUGGUAAACCCUCCCUAUUAGCCCCCGACUGCAUGUACAUUCAGGCUGGCACUCGCAGAGACAGUUUGGACAGUGGGUGUUUUUCUGUAUCACUCGUUCGUAAGAAUUUGGUUUGUCUGAUGUUUUGUGAUGUUGCACAAAACUUUCUGUUAAAUUUGCCUUAAGAUUCAGAAAAAACACCCAGAUUGUUUGUUGUUUGUUUUUCUUCAAGAGGCACGAGCAACAAUUAAUUUUCUUCUUUCUGCUGUUAGAGAAGGUAAAGUAGAAAUAGAUUAAAUUAACAAGAAUUUCCGAAUCGUUCAGACAAUUGUAAUCAGCCUGUGUCAUUUCUCCAGCUGUCUGUGCGCGUGUCAAACAACUGUCUGUAUUGGUACCGAAGUGAAAAUAUAACCUGUGCUACAUUUUUCUGAGACAUGCCCCCUCCUGCAGCAGCUGCGUUUGUAUUGUCACCCCUCUUCCCUCAUAGCUUCUUCUCCCUUAAAAAAAAGUUUAACAGUUUGGGAAAUAUCCGCAUUUGCUUUCUGGCGGAGAGUAGAUUAGACUGUUAACGUUAAUGUGAAGGGGAGCCUAUCUAUCAUAGAAAUAGUAUGAUUCAUUCCAUUUCUGUGGUAUCUAUGUUCCCCAGGUCAAUGACCUCUUAAUAAGACACGAGACAGUUUUAUGUUCUCGGCAAUGGUUUUCGGUUGGUCAAAUAGUCACUGUAUAUUUUCCUGGGUGUUGAAAUCACCCACCUACAGCUUGUAGCCUACUGAUGUUAUUCUCCUUAAUAUGCCCUGAAAGUUGUGGGCAGGACAGUUUUCUUGAUUUUAUACGUUGAUAUCUACAAAGUGGCUGAACAGAUUUUUAACCUUUAGAGGCCAGUUAGCUUAGCAUAAAGAUCGGUAAUGGGGGAAAUGGCUAGCUCUGUCCGAAAGUAACAAAAUCCUCCUACCAGCACAUCUAAAGCUCACUAGCGAGUUAGAUAUUGUUUGUUCAUUUGUAUAAAAACAAAGUUUAAAAAAAACAUUUUGCAUUUUUACAGGCCGGGAGCUAUGCAGCAAUUGGCAGUUGCUUGGCAACCAGUAUUUCAGCACAAAACCACCAGUAAUACUACGAGUUGUUUUUACAGUUGAAUGAAAUGUGUUUUAAUAGCUGCUGGUAGUAGCUAAAGAUGCACCAAUUAACCCAUAAUAUCGGGUUUGUUAAUCGGUACAAAAACUAAUGUUAAAACGACCAUUCGCGUUUAUGAGCCGACUGGUAGUUGCUAGGCAACCAGUGUUAAUGCUCCCUGCCAAGAAAUAGUCUGACCCGUGACAGAUGCUAAUUAUUUGUAACCUUUUUUUUUUAUGUAUUUAACAAACGAGAUAUAUAAUGUAUGGUUUAUUAAAGCCAAUGUGAAUAUCUGAUCAAGUAUCUCCUAAAUAGAAAAAGAAACAUUUCGAGAGUUAGUCAUGACUUUUUUUCAUCACAAGACUAAGAUGUAUCUUAUUUUUUUGUCUUUUACUGGCGGAAAGAGGAUUCCAUAACAAUGUUUUAUUAGUGAGCUUUAGAGAUGUCGACAGGUGGAUUUUAUUAACGUUGGGCAGGGCUAGCUUCUCCAGUGUUUGUGCUAAGGUAAAGUAACCGGCUGCUGGUGGAAGCUUUGUAUUUAAUUUAAUGUCCGCCUUCUCAUCUAACUCUCUACCUGAAAGUGAAUAUUUCCCAAAAUGUCAAACUAUCCCUGUGAAGAUCGAGUAGGAGACCCGGAGAAAGAGGAAUUUAGACAAUCUGAAUCCUUCAACUCACUCCACCACUGCACUGAUCCCACUGGUGUCUCUCCACAGCACAGUCUCAUUAUUUAUGUUCAGGUUUAGAGACAGACCGACCACCAGCCGCUUUUUUUUGUUUUGUUUCUGAAGCAGUGGGGCAGAUACUCAGCUGCCCUUUCUUCACUCCCUGCCCUCUUUACGUUUGUGUGACUGGAAUAGAUUGUUUUUGGAUUUCAUGAUACAAGAGAAACGGGAUUUAUGUGUCCAGAUUUUAACUAAUGUUUGUCCGUGUUGUCUUUCUGCUACUGUGGAAGGGUGAGCAGGAUUCAGAAUUCUCAAUAAACUUCUAUUUUCUUUUCAUA